This is a messenger RNA of Scaptodrosophila lebanonensis, 10690 nucleotides long. It is a transcript of the gene skd, whose product is annotated as mediator of RNA polymerase II transcription subunit 13. Gene Ontology annotation, cellular component: mediator complex. Lineage: Eukaryota; Metazoa; Arthropoda; Insecta; Diptera; Drosophilidae. The transcript is spliced from 13 exons. Gene Ontology annotation, molecular function: transcription coregulator activity. Gene Ontology annotation, biological process: regulation of transcription by RNA polymerase II. The record is from RefSeq and is a predicted model, not a curated record. The coding region runs from base 434 to 8980 and encodes 2848 amino acids.
AAUAAUCCACAAAUAGCGGCAAUAACAGCAACAGCUGCAUAAAGUGCAACAACGACAACAACAACAGCCCAGCAAGCAACGCCGCCAAUCAUUUUUUCUAUUGUAAAUCAAAAAAUGAAGGAAGAAGUAAAAUAAAACAGAACAGAGCAAAACAAACAAAAUCGUCAACAACAACCACAACAACAUCAUCACCAUUGGCCCGUUUCAUAUAUAUGUAUAUGUAUAUGUAUAUAUGUGUGUAUUUAUAUGUGUGUCUUCAAUUUCCGUAUAUAUAUAAAUAUGAAUGUAAGUGAAUGUGGAUCUCGCUUACCGAUCAAAUCAUGUGAGAUUACAAAUCUAAAAUACUAGAAAUAAUUGCCACAAAAAAUAAAUAUAACGUACAUCUUGAGAAAAUGAGGUGCUGUUGUUGUGCAAAAAUUAAAAGCCAAGAACUAUGACGCACCAAAAUCAUCAGACAAACGGCGCAAGUUUGGAGGAUUGCCAUACAAACUUUUAUGCCUUGACUGAUUUGUGUGGAAUAAAAUGGCGCAAGUUCGUCAAUGUGGAGCGGCCAAAUGCGUCGAGCAAUCCAUUGUCCGAUCCCAUACUCCGCUCAUAUUCCCGAUGCAUGCAAGCAGACAUGCUCUGCGUGUGGAGGCGUGUUCAAUCCACCAAACAGGACAACACCGAUCCAAAUGCCUUAACCUUUGAGAUUACCACAUCGACAAAAGUACACCCGCCUUUAUCUUUGGCUGCGGCCAAGGAACUCUGGAUAUUUUGGUAUGGCGAGGAGCCGGACCUCAGCGAGCUGGUUGAUGCCGAAUUGCUGAGAAUAGCGGCCAAUCAAGCGCUUUGGAAUGGCACCUGGAAAGGCGAACUCACCUAUGAGUGCCGCUCGUUGCUUUUUAAAGCGUUGCACAAUCUCAUGGAGAGAUUUGUGCUCACUAAGGAUAUUGUGCGCUUUGGCAAAUGGUUUGUGCAGCCCUGCACAUCGAGCGAUCGCCUUUUUGGUCGAAGCUCCCAGCACUUGUCCUUCUCGUUCACCUUCUUCGUGCAUGGAGACACGGUAUGCGCCUCAAUUGACUUACGAGAGCAUCCGGCCGUGCGUCCACUAACUAAGGAACAUUUGGCUGAGGCUGCGGCCGCCUUUGCGGCAGCCAAUGCGGCCCAAUCAUCAUCAGCGGCGUCGCCGCAUUCCCACGAACAAAAUGCAGGGUCGGCAACGCUGCCCGAAAACUCCCCAACAGCGGGGAUGGAUCCGCAGAGUGGCGAGGUGGCUGCCAAACCGUCUUCGACACCGGCGCAUGCGCGCAAGGUAAUGCUGGCACCGUUCGGCAUUGCAGCAAUACUCACCGGCAAUAGCUAUAAAGCCAGUGAUCCGAUGGCCGAGAAGAUACUGGAAGAUUGGGCUUCAUUUUUCCCACUGUGCAAUAAGGAUAACACGGAUGUGCCACCAGUGGUUGAAGUGGUGUCGGGUGGUCAUAAGAUGUAUCAUCCCACGAAUUAUGUACUAGUCACAGAUCUGGAUGAUAUGGAGCACUUGGAAUACACGGAGCUGCAUAAGGCGCAGGGAGCAGCGGCCACCACAUCGGCUGAAACAGCCAUGUUGGCCUCUCUCGGCUGCUCCUCCAGUCCUCCAGUGUCCACAGCCGCUACAGCUUCCGGUACCAUGCAUGUCGCCGGAAAGGAGGCGGCGCUGGCAUCUCGCAAGCCGACCUCACAUGCGGUCAGCGCUUUGGAACGUCUAACGUUUCAACCCUACUACGAUCAACGUCCAACAUCGGGUUUCACCUUCAACACCAACAAUACUCACAUACCCGCGUCGGCUGCUGUCGAAAUGCCCGAACGCGCUUGGCAGGAUUCUGUGACGAAUAUGCUGCAUGUGGAUGCGGCUGCCGCCGCCGAUGAAGAUGAGCAGAACAAGCCGCCACCUGGGCUGCAGCAACAAUUGCAGCAACAGCCGGACUCCAAGCAGCUGGUUCAGCAGCAAAUACAACAACAGCAGCAGCAGCAGAAACGCCAAACCCUUUGGAACUUUGUGGAUCCCAUGCAAAAGGCCCCCUGCACCUGCACAAAUACACAAUGCAACAGCACCAAACGACAGCACGGUAACAGUAACAGCAACGUUGGCUCACCUCUGAAUGCAGCGCUGCGUGCUGUUGUUGGUAGCAGCAGCAAUAGUGCUAACAGCAAAGCCAUUAGCAGUCACCAACAACAACAACAACAACAGCAGCAGCAACAACAACAACAACAGCAGCAGUAUCAACAUCAGCAACAACAACAACAUCAUCAUCAGCGAUCGGCAGCGAGCUCAACAACAUUAACAGUGCAUCAUUCCAGUAACAGUGCUGUUAGUUGUUACAACUCUUACAACUCCUCGGCCUGUUCGCCUGCGUCGACGUCAACUUCAUCUUCUGCUGCGUUGAAGCGUCAAAUUGUGCCGUUUCAUAAGCGUUUUCUAAACGCUCUUACCACUUCGUCGUCUUCUGCAUUCAAAUCUAACCUAAGCAAGUUGUCUACAAACAACAACAACACCACUUCCUACUCUACAACAACAUCAACAACAACUAUAUCAGACACCAAUAUACCAAAACAACAACAACAAAGACAUCAAUUGGCCGCUGUCAGCAAUACACCACAUGGCACACCCCAUGGAGGUGCCUCUACAUAUUCGCGUAACUCGAUGGGCGACUCUUCCAUGCCGGUGGCCUCGGUGGGUUCACCAGCAACCCCAGCGCCCUCGCCUCAUCCCAAUUCGGCGCAUUCACAGCCCACAUCGGUGCCGCCCGCUGAUCAACUGCUCAAUAUGAGUCCCCAUGCACCCACAUCCGUAUCGAAUUUGCAACAACCACCCACACCCAUCGACCAUUUGCUUGACAAGAAUACGCCCGCGCCAACGCCAACAGAUCAACACGAUAGCAAAAGCAUCACUGCCUCACCUUAUGUGCAUCAAACGCCCAGUGUGGAGCCACCUUCAUACAAUGAGGCGGUGCACGGGGGUCCAACUGGAGCUGGAGGAGCUGCGUCAGCUGCACAACCCACUGGCGGACCCAGCAGCGUCUCCCAGCCAGCAAGCGUCGGUCGAUGUACGCCUACAACGGGGGCUGUUUCAGGGGGAGCAUCCACAACGACUGGUUCCGGAGGCCAACAGCAGGCGGCGCCGCAAUGCGGCACAAUCAGUGUGAAGAAACUGGAAAUGCAACAACCUCAAUCCUUAACCGCAUUGCAUCCAGUUGAAGUGAAACAGGAGCCGGGCCUGCUGCCGACUACUGCUUCUGGUCGACUGGGUGACCUGUGUACAACCGCGCCCGCACCAACCUCGACCAUUUCCACCACAGAGGCCAUGAACAACCUGCUGAAGCUGUACAACCCGCCGAAGCUAACCCUAAGAAACAACGAUAGCUUUCAUGACGGAGAGUGGCUGAAAGAUAUCAUCUAUGACUUCAGUUUUCAAGACUCAUGGGACUACCUGCCUGUGAAGCGAGCCAAACUAAAUGAGGCAAACAAGCAGCGACCGCCACGACAUCUCAAGAACCUCUACGAAGGCCACAAGCACUUCAAACCUCAAAUGCCCUCGCCGGGGUCCGUUUAUGGUGCCCAGUUGCUCUCAAUUGACGCCAGUUCGGCGAUACAUACUGCAGUUGGUGGCGGUUCUGGAGCCAGUGGCGGACUGGUGGGCAUUGCUGUUGGUGCUGGUGGCACUACAAAUACCAAUGGCACGGGAACCAGCAAUGGCGACGACCGUGACAAUGUGCUGGCUGGCGGGUACUUUCAGGGCCUGGACAUUAAGACCGAGCCGGGUCUGCAUUCACCCUGCAAGGAAUCCAAAUCGACCAGCACCGGUGGUAAUCUAUUCACAGCCGAAGGCCUCAACCCCUCUCUCAACGAUCUCGAGCAGCUCUUCGAGACCUCUUCGAACGAUGAGUGCAGCAGUGCGCAGAUUCAUACGCCGCCAGACUCGAACAACCCCUCGAACGGUGGGUGCAGCACCAUUACCAACACCAUCGACGAGUUGAAGCGCAGCACCGCCAUGGCUAAUGUGGUCGCUGCUGGCAACUCAAUGGCCAUGGCUUCUCUCCAGAACUGCAACAACAGUUCUGGCGCAAAUACCAUACAGGCUGAGGACUUGACAAAAAUGUUCCCGACCCCACCGUCGCACGAGCAACAGCAUCCGAAUUCCAGUCCCUGCCAGACGGAUGUCGUCAUGACCGAUCUCAGUGUGGAUACAACAACAACAACAGCAACGACAGCUGUUGCCGUGGCAACAGCAAAUGUGCCUCUUGUGGCGCCCACGUUGACAUCUGUACCCUCAGCCCUUGGUAUGCUGAGCAUGAAAGCGACCAUUAAGCAGGAAUAUUCCGUAGAGCUGGGCAGUCCCGUGCUGGAACCUAUCGAUGAUUGGUCCUAUGUGUACCGACCGCCACAGCAGGAGAAAUUCGUGGGAUCCACCUGCUUUGCCCCACUAACCAAUCUGCCCAGUCAAACUUUGCCACCCCUAGUAAUAACCCCGAACUGUUACUAUAAGCCCACGUGGACGAAGCAGAAGUCGCAUGCAGCAGCCGCGGCCAAAGCUGCAGCAGCUCAGCAGCAGCAACAACAAAAGCAUCAGCAACUCCAGCACCACAUCCAGCAGCAUCAACAACACCAACAAAUGCAGCAACAGCAGCAACAACAACAGCAGCAGCAGCAACAACAACAGCAGCAGAAACACAAACAUCAGCAGCUUCAUGAACUGCUCUCGGCCGGGCCGCGCACUCCAUUACAGCAGCCACGUACGCCAUUGGGACCCAUGCUGCCCUCUCCCAUGCAUGCUGGUGCUGGUGGUGGAGGAGGUGGACCCAAUACGGUGCCUCAACCUUUGAGCAGCGGAGGUAGCAAUCUGCUGCUAAAUCAGCUUAAUUGCCCCCAAGCUGCUUUAACCAACACACAUCUAAUGCAGCGGGCUGGCAUGUCUCCCAUAUCACCCGGACCCGGUGUGGUACCCUUCCCCCGCAGCAGUCCCAUGAUGCGACAAACGCCGAUACAUCCGCCGCCACCGUACGAGCUAGCCGUGGCCAGUCCGGCAACGUCCACCUCGUCGUAUUUGAACAAGCAGUACAAUUCGCAGGAACAUCCGCACACGCCUCAGAGUAUGCAUCAUAUGCAGCAACAUCCUCAUGGCUCUAUGCACAGCAAUCCCGGCAGUAUUCACGGCAACGUUGUGUCUGGCAUGGGAGGUGGUGCUGGUGGCGGUGGAGGUCCAGGCACCAUGGCGCUCUACACCGGUGACGCAGGCGUCGCCAGCAGUAGCCAUGGAGGUGUCGCUGCUGCCAAUCUGCUCAAUGAACUGCCCGAAGUUAAUAGCGUACUGGUCAAUAUUUUGCUGUACGAUACGGCCUUAAAUGUGUUCCGGGAUCACAACUUUGACAGCAGCACUGUGUGCGUCUGCAAUGCGGACACGCAGAAGAUUGGCAAUAUACGUGGCGCAGAUUCUGGUGUUUAUGUGCCGCUUCCCGGUGGCAGUUUCAAUCCAUUUCCCACGGUGGGGUCUGGCUCGAAUACAACGCGAUUGCUGGCGGGCUUACCCAAUGGGCCGGCCUCUUCCAAUUCGAAUUCAUUUGGCGGUGGCAGUAGUGGGGGUGGCAUGCGUAUGAUCAGUGCCUUUGGCGGUGGACUGGACUCACCCGCCUCGCUGCCCGGAGCUGGCUCUGGGCAUGCCGGCUCCAAUUCGUCCUCAUGCACGCCGCCCAGCAGUAAUCCUCACAUUACUGGCUAUGUGGAUGACGAUCCAGUGGAUUGCACCUGCGGUUUCAGUGCUGUCGUCAAUCGCCGUCUCUCCUACCAUGCCGGUCUCUUCUACGAAGAUGAGCUGGAGAUUACGGGCAUCGCGGCCGAUCCAGGACGCAAUAAGCAGCCCACACUCUUGAGCCUCAUUCAGACCCUGUGCCGCAAGAAUCAAGCCCAGUCGACGGGGCUGCAGUCCAAGGCCUCAGAUGGUGCGACGACAGCGGGCGCGCUAGAAAAAUCCGGUCAAGGGCAGUUGGAACAGCUGACGCAUACCAUCUUCGACCUGCUUCUUGAUCAGUGCUCCAUCAUUCAAACGUCCAGCAGUUCGGUGCAUCGAGCCCUGCAAUCGCAUCGACGGCGCAUGUCCCGCAAGAAACGUUUGUUCGGAAAUACUGGCGCCCCCGCCGCCUCAAUGGCCUCCAUUACCAAUGUCCUGGAGUUUAUGGAUGCCCACGAUGUGGUUACAUUAGCUUUGGAGCAGGCGCGCCUAGCCUUCGAGAGUCAGCGCAUGGAUCUAAUGGAGUUCGGUUCAUCGCAGCAUCAUCAUCAGCAGUUGUCCGCUUUUCAGGCAGCACCACCAGCACUGCGCCAGAAACUGCAGAUUCUGGGCAGUGGCCGCCUUACUGUGCACAAGUGGCCGUACCUGCCGGUGGGAUUUACCCGCAGCAACAAGGAAAUUGUGCGUACUAUGAACUCAAUUCAACCCAUGCUGCAGAAUGCCUUCCACUGCAAGUCCCGAGGUGGGGCCGCAGGCUCCAAGGAUGCCUCGUCGUAUAACACGGUCAGUGGACCGCUCACCUGGCGGCAAUUCCAUCGGCUGGCCGGCCGAGCAUCCGGCCAGUGUGAGCCCCAGCCUAUACCAUCCGUGAUUGUAGGGUAUGAGAAGGAUUGGAUAUCGGUGGCGCCUCAUUCCAUUCACUACUGGGACAAAUUCCUGCUUGAGCCGUAUUCGUAUGCACGCGAUGUAGUGUAUCUGGUUGUCUGUCCGGACAACGAGCACGUCAUCAAUUGCACGCGUACCUACUUCCGUGAGCUGAGCAGCACCUACGAAAUGUGCAAGCUGGGUCGACACACGCCGAUCCGAGGCUGGGAAGGUAUUCUUACGGUGGGUGGUGGACGUGGUAAUUCGUCGACAGCAAACCCAGCGGCUACGACGAUGACGGCGACAACCAAUGAGCAACCUACGCCCUUUGACGAUUGGCUACGCACCUUGGACCAUCCUCAGUUGGCCGAGCAGAUACGUCGCUAUGCGUCAGCCUUUCUGCAUCAGCUGGCUCCGUAUUUGAGUCGCGUUCCCACGGAUAAGACGCUUCUCAACCCGCCGGAUCAGUCGGGAACUGGAUGUAGUGGGACAGCAGGCACAACAAACAGUGGUGGAGGCCAGCGCACGGAACGUGGCAGUCCCAGCAACAGUGGCAAUGGACUCAACAAUGCCUCCACUACCGGCGACUGUGGUGUGGACACUCAAAUUAAAUUGGAGCCAGGCACUGAGCCGCCAAAUAGCGAGAGCGCCACCCAACAAGAUACUAAGCCAGAUAUCAAGGGCAGUGAUACGAAGCCGGCGCUUGUGCUUGGCGAUCCGCUGGGCGUGGGCGAAACCUUAGAGGAGAUAAAUCCACCGGCCAUUGUACUAUAUGUUGUGAAUCCUUUCACCUUUGCUACAGACAGCUUCGAGCUGGAACGUUUGGCCCUGAUCGCCCUCUUGCGCUGCUAUGCGGAACUAUUGAAGGCGUUGCCGGACUCGGUGAAGGCCAACAUGAAUAUACAGAUCAUAUCACUGGAGGCCAUCAUGGAGCUGGGCCCGUGCGGUAAUCGGAAACGCUUCUCGGACGAGAUCAAAUGUCUGGCCCUCAAUAUUUUCUCACAAUGCCGUCGCCACUUGGUGCAUGCACAAUCGGUAAAGAGUUUGACGGGUUUCGGCACAGCUGCCAACAUGGAAACAUUCCUCAAGACCAAGGACGAGCAGAAUCGUCGCGCCUACAAGAUGUACACGGCACCCUUUGUGCUGGCACCCAUGCAUGAGCGCAACGACAAGACGGACUUUUCGCGAGCCGCCGGCAGCAUGCAUGGCCAGAACGAGCAUCGCUACUCGGUCAUGUAUUGUAACUAUUGCCUGAGUGAGGACCAGGCCUGGCUGCUGGCAACAGCUACCGAUGAUCGUGGCGAGCUGCUGGAGAAGGUCUGCAUUAACAUCGAUGUGCCGAACCGCGCAAGAAGACGGAAAGCUCCCGCCCGCUAUGUGGCGCUGAAAAAGUUGAUGGACUUCAUCAUGGGUCUCAUUUCGCAGACCUCACAGAUGUGGCGUCUCGUCAUCGGACGCAUUGGCCGCAUCGGACAUAGCGAACUGAAGUCCUGGAGCUAUCUGCUCAGCAAGCAACAGCUCCAGAAGGCCUCCAAGCAGUUCAAGGAUAUGUGCAAGCAAUGUACUCUGAUGUAUCCACCCACCAUUCUCAGUGCCUGUCUAGUAACGCUUGAGCCGGAUGCCAAAUUACGGGUCAUGCCCGAUCAGUUCACUCCCGAUGAGCGUUUCUCCCAGAUAUCCAUGCAAAAUCCACUCUCAACGCCACAAGAUGUCACCUGCACGCACAUCCUAGUCUUUCCCACCAGUGCGGUGUGUGCGUCCUUUACGCGGCAAUUUCAAAAUGAGCCGCCAGUGGAUGAUGAUUUUCUCACGUUCGAGGAGGAGGGCAACGAGGACUUCUCCGAUGCCGACAUUGGUGAACUCUUCUGGGACACUCACAUGGAUCGCGUCUCGAAUCACGGCAGUCCAGGACGCAUGGAGGAUAAUCGUAGUUGGCAAAGCGCAGGCGGUAAUAACUUCAAGUGCACGCCCCCUCAGGAAGUAGAAGAGGUUGGCUCGCUCAAUCAACAGCCGAUUUCAGUUGGUUACAUGGUCUCAACGGCACCGACAGGUCCCAUGCCCGCCUGGUUUUGGUCCGCCUGUCCACAUCUGGAGAAUGUGUGUCCCGUCUUUCUGAAGACUGCGCUGCACCUGCAUGUGCCAAAUAUUCAAACAACAGAUGAUAUUCUGAAUUCGACCAACGCCCAUCAAUCGGCGAAUGAUCAUCCGCUCGACUCAACACUGACGGCCGAUGUUCUGCGCUUCGUGCUGGAAGGCUAUAAUGCGCUCUCCUGGCUUGCACUCGACUCGAAUACCCACGAUCGUCUUUCCUGUUUACCAAUCAAUGUCCAAACCUUGAUGGAUCUGUACUAUCUGACGGCAGCGAUUGCCUAAGGGCCGGAACCAAAUCAAAUUCACAUUCAACAUUUAUGCAAUAGAAGACGGUUUCCACACACACACACACACACACUCUCUCCCAUGCAUACACAUACAAGUACAUAUGCACCCUCUUCUACUACUCAGUAAUCUUUCUGUUACUGUUAAGUUUGCAAAACUCACACCUAAGCGAAUGCCGAGCUUCCGUUUGUACUGUACUUCCAAUAGUUUACUCGAAAACAAACAAAAUAUUAGUCAACCAACAACCAAUCAAAGAAACAGAUAACAAUGCAAAAGUGAAGUUAACAGUUCAACAACAACAACAACAACAACAACAACUAAAAGAAUAAGAACUAGUAGAAAAACAGCAACGCACAGUUUACAGCAACAUUAACAUAAACAUUAACAGAGCCCGCAGCCUUACAGCCAACACAACAGUUGGGCUAAAAAAAAGCAUACACACACAUUCAUUAUCGAUACAUAACAGAAAAAACUGAAGUAGAAGAUGAUGAUUGAAGAUAAUGAUGAUGAUGAUGAUCAUAUGUAGAUGAAAUUACUGUAAAGUCUUGAGCAGCAAACAGCAUUACUAUUUAUUAAACAAAAUAAAACUAAAAAACAAAAAAGGAUAACUGAAAAUCGAGUAACAUUUUUAAAGUGUAUGUCAAGUGCAAGAAUUUUUUUUUAAGGCUUGGAUGCCGCGCAAUUGUCGUGCGGUAUCGUUCGUUUUAGUGUUUAAUAUUUAUACAUAUACAAGAACAUAUAUUAUAUAUAUAUAUACAUAUAGAGCAUAUACACAAAAAAGUAACUUAUGUAUUAAGCAACAAAAAAUUUGUACAUAUUUACAACCACACACACAAAGUUAAGCAACGGCAACAACAAAAAGUGUAAUUAUACAAACUAAAAAUAAUAAACAAUAAACAAAAACAAACCAAUUAGCUUAAAAACAAACAAAACAAAAAAGAUAUCGAAAAAACUAUUUAAUUUUAAAUAUAAAUUAAUGAAAUUGUAUAAACUCUUGUGCAAAGCAACGGCAAAAAUUAGUUUAAAUUAUUAUUAUAGAGAUUUAAUGUAAAGAUUAAACGAGAGAACAGAAACCUUGAAUAACAGACGCUCUCCGCAUACACACAAACACAUAUAAGAAGAAACGGUAUACUGUACAUGCAUAUAUAACUACAUAUACAUAUAUAUCUCGACGCUAAGCGCAGAGCAGAAAGAGAAGGAUUAGCAGGAAGGGGGCUGGGAUGGGGAACGAGAAAAUAUAGUUACAGGAUCGGCGAAUUAGUUUAAUAGGCGUGGCCCCCCAAAAGUGUGCCACAACACCAUUUCAAAUUUGUUUUCUGUUGUCGUUUUCUGAAUUGUGUUAAGAAAAUAAUUCGUGACGAGCGAACAAAGCGCAAGCGUUUAGAAUAACUAAAUUGAGAUACAAAAUCGAAGGAAACUUUUGUACUUUACUCAGAACACACACCCACACAUUUAUGUAUAUAUAUUUAUAUAUAUACUCGUACACAGACCAACACAUAUAUACACAUACACACACACACCGACAACACAUAGCCAAUUGUUAAAAGAAAAUACUUAAAUGAAAAUUGUACAAAUUAAAAUAAUUUUUAAUGAUUGAAAAAAGCUUCCUACACUCACACCCACAUCCAUAAACACUUUUAUAUGCACACGUACAACAACAACAACAAAACAAACAACAAAUUGAUUUUACACGUUAAAAUAUUUCGA